Molecule: messenger RNA, 348 nt
Organism: Hymenoscyphus albidus
Lineage: Eukaryota; Fungi; Ascomycota; Leotiomycetes; Helotiales; Helotiaceae
Source: the annotation of a GenBank genome assembly
AUGUUGGAGCCUAGACUCGCCUCAAAUGCACUCUGGACUAUCCUCUUACUCACACCCAGAAGAAACAAACAAACGAGAACUGUACGUUUAUAUAAGAGAACUCAGUUCAGGAUAAGGAACAUCAUAUCGAAUUGCUACGAUUGAAAUGGGCAGAUCUCGAGGCCCUUGAUAGAUCCAAGCUCUCAGAUCUCGCUGAAAGCGUGAGUUAACAACCCUACCCGGUUCCUAAGUUUCACUGACAAGAAUAGUAACCCAAACUUGCUCCUAUCCAACGAAACCAUUCAUUAAACCAAUCACUCCCAGAAUUUUCUUCCGUCAAAAGCCACGGCCUCUUCGAAAAAGACAUGA